This is a messenger RNA of Coturnix japonica (Japanese quail), 7940 nucleotides long. RefSeq names its product DENN domain containing 5B (gene DENND5B). The record is from RefSeq and is a predicted model, not a curated record. NCBI's taxonomy places the organism in Eukaryota, Metazoa, Chordata, Aves, Galliformes, Phasianidae. Gene Ontology annotation, molecular function: guanyl-nucleotide exchange factor activity; small GTPase binding.
GCGGGGUCGGAGCCGCCGCCGCUCGGUGCCCGCCUGGAGCCGCCCAGAGCCCUUCGGCAGCGCCCGGUGCCUGUAGCCGGGGAUGGGGGGCGGCGCUCCGUGAGCCCGCCGAGCUGCCGCACGGAGCCGGAGCCGCCGCCGCCGGGAUGAGCGGGAGCGGCGCCCCCGGGCCCGGCGCGGCCCCGUGCCGCUUCGCCCACUACUUCGUGCUCUGCGGCAUCGACGCGGAGAGCGGGCUGGAGCCCGACGAGCUGGCAGUCUUGUACAAAUGGCUAGAAGCAGAUCUCCAUGGCAAGAGCUCAGAUACUGCAAACAAAGCCUCAGGAGAGAAUUUCGAUCAGAGUCCUUUAAGAAGAACCUUCAAGUCCAAGGUUUUGGCCCAUUAUCCUCAGAACAUUGAGUGGAACCCCUUUGACCAGGAUGCUGUCAACAUGCUAUGUAUGCCCAAAGGGCUGUCUUUCAGGACACAGGCUGACAACAGAGAUCCACAGCUCCACUCAUUCAUAAUCACCAGGGAAGAUGGCUCUCGUACCUAUGGGUUUGUGCUCACCUUCUAUGAGGAGGUCACGAGCAAGCAGAUCUGCACAGCCAUGCAGACACUGUACCAGAUGCACAAUGCUGAGCAGUACAGCAGCGUCUGUGCCUCGUCCUCAUGCAGCAUGGACUCCCUGGCCAGCAGCAUUGAUGAGGGCGACGCCACCUCCCUCGCCAAGCUCCAGCGGUACAACUCCUACGACAUCAGCAGGGACACUCUGUAUGUCUCCAAAUGCAUAUGUCUCAUCACCCCUCUGCCCUUCAUGCAAGCCUGCAAGAAGUUCCUGGUCCAGCUCUACAAGGCAGUUACCUCCCAGCAACCACCACCGCUGCCCCUGGAGAGCUACAUCCACAACAUACUUUACGAGGUGCCCUUGCCGCCCCCUGGCCGGUCGCUGAAGUUUUAUGGGGUUUAUGAGCCCAUCAUCUGCCAGCGACCUGGGCCCAAUGAGCUGCCACUCUCUGACUACCCACUGCGGGAAGUCUUUGAGCUGCUGGGGCUGGAGAACCUGGUUCAGGUUUUCACCUGCGUUCUGCUGGAGAUGCAGAUCCUCCUGUACUCACAAGAUUACCAGCGCCUGAUGACAGUGGCAGAGGGGAUCACAACACUGCUGUUCCCAUUUCAAUGGCAGCAUGUAUACGUUCCCAUCCUUCCUGCCUCCCUCCUGCAUUUUCUGGAUGCUCCGGUUCCCUACCUGAUGGGGCUGCAGUCCAAGGAGGGAACUGACCGCUCCAAGCUGGAGCUGCCACAAGAGGCAAACUUGUGCUUUGUGGACAUCGAUAACCAUUUCAUUGAGCUGCCGGAAGACUUGCCCCAGUUCCCAAAUAAGCUGGAGUUCAUCCAGGAAAUCUCCGAGGUCCUCCUGCAGUUUGGGAUCCCUCCGGAGGGCAACUUGCACUGCAGUGACAGUGCCACCAAACUUAAGAACCUGGUCCUUAGUGACUUGGUGAAUGACAAAAAGAAUGGGAACAUCCCUGGCAAUGCCCUCAACAUGUACGAGCUGCUGAAAGGCAACGAAACCAUCGCCCGCCUGCAAGCUCUCGCCAAGAGGACAGGCGUGACGAUGGAGAAGGUGACCAUCACGGCCCCCCUUGCAGAAAAAGAGAAGGAUGUGAAGUUGCAGUGUGAGGAAGUGGAGCUGAGGGACUACAAACUGAACGUGCAGCUCCGUGAGGUGUUUGCCAACCGCUUCACGCAACUGUUUGCAGACUACGAGGCAUUCGUCAUCCAGGCUGCCCCCGAUCUGGAGUCAUGGCUGACCAACAGGGAACAAAUGCAGAACUUCGACAAAGCUUCCUUCCUCUCGGACCAACCUGAGCCUUACCUCCCAUUUCUAUCACACUUCAUUGAGACGCAGAUGUUUGCAACCUUCAUAGACAACAAGAUAAUCUCCCAAUGGGAAGAGAAGGACCCUUUUCUGCGAGUUUUUGACUCCCGAAUUGAGAAAAUAAGGCUAUAUAAUGUAAGGGCCCCUGCACUGCGGACAUCCAAUUAUCAGAAAUGCAGCACUCUGAAGGAAGCAGGUUGCCUGUCUAUCCGGCGUCUAGUUUUGGUAGAUAUUGUGGCACCGGAGCCUCAUUUUCUGUCUCUUGAAAUGCAGCAAGCUGAUUCCCAGUCCAUUGAGCAGCGGCUGAUGAAGAUCGAUCACACGGCCAUCCACCCGCAUUUACUUGAUAUGAAGAUUGGCCAAGGGAAAUACGAACAAGGAUUCUUCCCAAAGUUGCAAUCAGAUGUCUUAGCAACAGGACCUACCAACAACAACCGCUGGGCCAGUCGCAGUGCCACCACACAGCGGAGGAAAGACCGUCUCCGGCAGCACUCAGAACACAUCGGGCUGGACAAUGACUUGAGGGAGCCCUCGGAGGAGCUUUUGCUUCGCCAGAACUCAAUGGCCUUCUGGGAGUGGGAUCAGGGGCCGCCCCCUCCUGCACGGCCUCCUAAAAAAUCCUUCUCUGAAUGCUGCCUGAAAUACAUGCAGGAGGCGAGGAGUUUAGGAAAAAAUUUGAGGCAGCCCAAACUCUCGGACCUCUCUCCGGCUGUGAUUGCUCAGACCAACUCGAAAUUCGUGGAAGGGCUGCUGAAGGAAUGUCGCAUGAAGACUAAACGUAUGCUGGUAGAGAAAAUGGGCCAUGAAGCAGUUGAGCUGGGACAUGGAGAAGCAAAUAUUACAGGACUGGAGGAAAAUACAUUGAUUGCUAGUCUCUGUGAUCUGCUAGAAAGAAUCUGGAGCCAUGGUCUGCAGGUCAAGCAGGGGAAAUCUGCUUUGUGGUCCCAUUUACUUCAGUACCAGGAGAGAGAAGAAAAGCAAGAACAUAGUGCAGAGUCCCCAGUUGCUGUUGGAACAGAAAGACGGAAGUCUGAUACAGGAAUUACUAUGCCUACUUUGAGGGUUUCCCUGAUACAAGAUAUGAGACAUGUUCAGAACAUGAGUGAGAUAAAGACUGAUGUGGGGCGAGCCCGAGCCUGGAUAAGGCUUUCUCUGGAGAAGAAGCUUUUGUCUCAGCAUCUGAAGCAGCUGCUUUCCAACCAGCCACUUGCCAAGAAACUUUACAAGCGUUAUGCUUUCCUGCGCUGCGAGGAAGAACGGGAGCAGUUUCUGUAUCACCUCCUCUCACUCAAUGCUGUGGAUUACUUUUGCUUCACAAGCGUCUUCACCACAAUUGUGAUCCCUUACAGGGCAGUGAUAAUCCCCAUCAAGAAACUGAGCAAUGCGAUAACCACAUCCAACCCGUGGAUUUGUGUUUCGGGAGAGCUGGGAGACACGGGCGUCAUGCAGAUCCCUAAAAACCUGCUAGAAAUGACAUUUGAGUGCCAGAAUUUAGGAAAGCUGACGACUGUUCAGAUUGGUCAUGACAACUCAGGGCUGCUGGCCAAGUGGCUGGUUGAUUGUGUCAUGGUCAGAAACGAAAUAACAGGACACACGUACAAGUUUCCCUGCGGGCGAUGGUUGGGAAAGGGCGUUGAUGACGGCAGCUUGGAGCGAAUCCUUAUUGGAGAGCUGGUGUCCUCCACGUCUGAUGAAGAGCUGGGAAAGCAGUGCCGUACUCCACCCCAGCAGAAGUCUCCUACCACAGCUCGGCGUCUGAGCAUCACCUCUCUCACAGGAAAGAACACCAAGCCAAAUGCAGGACAGAUCCAAGAGGGAAUUGGUGAAGCUGUCAAUGGCAUCGUGAAGCAUUUUCACAAGCCAGAGAAAGAGAGAGGGAGCCUUACCAUUCUGUUGUGCGGGGAGAAUGGCUUGGUUGCAGCACUGGAGCAGGUCUUCCACCAUGGAUUCAAAUCAGCUCGCAUUUUUCAUAAGAAUGUCUUCAUCUGGGAUUUCAUAGAAAAAGCUGUUGCCUAUUUUGAAACCAGUGACCAGAUUGGAGACAACGAGGAGGCCCUUUUGCUUCAGAGAUCAUCGUGCAAAACCUUCUGCCAUUAUGUGAAUGCUAUCAAUACAGCUCCAAGGAACAUUGGAAAGGAUGGCAAAUUCCAAAUUCUGGUUUGCCUGGGGACAAGGGAUCACUUGCUGCCUCAGUGGAUCCCCUUACUGGCGGAAUGCCCACUCAUUACAAGGAUGUACGAGGAGAACGCCCUGCUACGGGACCGCAUGACUGUCAACUCCCUUAUCCGAGUCCUACAGACAUUGCAAGACUUCAACAUCGUCCUAGAAGGAUCGCUCAUUAAAGGAGUGGAUGUUUAGCAUGGCUUUGCUGAGAACUUCAUUAUUCCUUUCCCAAGCAAGCAAACCACAACUGGGAGACCUGUCAGGACUUGAACGCGACGGCAGCGCAUCGCUGCGAGGCACCACUGCCGGCUCCCAUGGGAGCAGGAAGCCCAGUCUGUGCUCCGUCAGGACUGUCCUCUAAGGCUGCAGAAAGCUAAGAUGCAGUAUUGUAGUUUAUUUGAAACAGAAAUUUAGUAUAAAAUAGAGUAUUUUCAUGUGUUUAGAUGUGUGUAAAUACGCUAUCUUCUUUAAGAAAUUAUAUUACUCUAAGAAAGUUUUCUUAGACUGAAUGUUCUUGUUCUGACUGUGAGUAGCUCAAACCCAGGGGAAGGGCUGGGGAGGGAAGGACUGCGGUGGGAAGGGAUGCUGCUACUUGCUUGCAAGGAAGAAGCCAAUCAAUGUGUAAAUACAGCGCAAACUCAGCAGGGCUUUUUUCAGGUAUUGCAGAUGAAUACAGCAAAUAUCCUUAUGUAGCCAUUGUGAUUGUCUCAGUCUUGGAAAUAUUAGUGUAUGUUGUUUAUCCUGCUGUACAUGGUCUCCCUUUGUUUUUUGUUUGUUCAGAGACCCAGCCCUUUCAAUGCACAGAAGUUGUGAAUUGUCUUUUUGGGUUUUUUCUGUAAAGGUCUUUUGUGUCACUUCUGUUGAUCUCCAGAAGAGGACACAAGAGCUGAAAUGCUUCAACACUGGAGAUGUGAGACGCUGAGCCUUGGAGCCUAACACCUGUGGAAGUGGCACUAGAGAUGGGAAACAGUGGCUUGUUUUGCUCGCUGUUUUCCUUGUCUGUCUAGAUGAUCUGGUGGCUCCCCGUUACUCCCAGCCAGCCUGUGUUGUGGAUGGCUUUUUUCCUUUCCCCCUCCCAUCGAGAGGAAUUUGGCUCUUACCAAAUUCUUGCUGUACUUGAGAGAAUCAUUGCCGCAGACACCAAUGUUGUGUGAUACUGAGCUGGUCUUGUAAUGCUGGCAGGUUACUAGUCUUCCUUUAUCCCACAGGACGAGUGUUCCUCGAGGUCCAGGACCUUUGAUUAUUUUGGUGGGUUUGUUUCUUUGUUUAAUUAUCCAGGUACAAAGUUAAAAGAGAAAAAAAAAAAGGAAUGAUGUGAAAGGAGAACAAAGGUGGUGUUUUGAGGAUCUCCCACAUUCUUUCCAGUUAACGUGUUAGUAAUACAGUGUGUUUGUAUAGCUACGGUCUUGAAGAGGAACAGGAAGCAACUGAAAUCUGCUAAGCUGAAAAUAUAGCAACAGAUUGCAUUGAAAUUGUCAGGUGCCAUGCAGCAAAUACAGAGUGUAUUUUCCUCAUUUGUAGUUUGGGAGCUGUAAGGGUCUGAGGGCACUGUUAACUUCAUGUAGUUCCAGUUGUGCAGGUUAGUUUGAAUACAGGUGUCUGCUAUAACUUGUUUAUUCCCUUUGAUCUUAGCCAUUUUGUCAGAGGAUUUCCUGGAUGUCUCACAGCUGGAGCCAUCAGCUGUGGCUUGGGGAAGCCCUCAGUGGUACUGUAACUGCCUGGCACUUUGCUUGGAGGCAGCAUUAGGAGGGGCUUUGGGAUGAUGGGUAGUAGCACAUCUCAGUAUGGUGCAUACAUGGUAGAGCAAGGGCAGAGAGCUAAGGAAAGGGAAAGAAGAUGCAAAGUGGGGUUUGUUCUCUCACAUGCCUCUUGUCAAGCUGCUCCUUUUCUGUGAUCAUUCUACUGUCCAGAUCUUAGAGCAGCACAUGUUUUGGUGUUGAAGGUUUGCACCACAUUCUUGGCCAGAAGGAAACUCUUCAUGUGACUCCAUUUCAGUAGAAGGGAGAGUUUUAUGUUAAAGAAUGGUUGGUUUUGGUUUUGGUAUUUAAGAAAGUAAAGAAGUCAGGAAGUCACUGACUGUAACAGGAAUUCCAGCUUUUAAUUACUGUUCCUUCCUCCUGUGCUUGUACUUUCUUAAACUGACUGAACUCAUUGCAGACACUGUAGGCAGCGCUGCUGUAUCACCGCUGUGGGUGGUGAGCAACUGAUGUUAGGGCACUGAGUGGUGGUGUGAGUUGGCAGCCCACAGCUCUGUGACAUCUCUCUUGCAUUUCCAGGAGGGUGAAAUUCAGGGCGUGAGGGUUUUCUGUGCGGCCAGACAAGUCUGUUUAAAGUCCACAGAAGAUGUGUGACAGCCCUACAGCAGCAAUUGGAAAUGUGUUCCUCUACUGGUAAAUGAUAUGUUUAGCACUAAAAGCCACAUGGCAGAAUUAUUUGGUAAUGACUGCUUAGGCAAUGUUUUGAUUUCUUAUACAACUCAGGCAUUUUAUGUCUAAUAAGCGUUGUACAUGACUUUUUCAUGUGCAGCCCAGCCUAAGUGGCUUUCAUUUAACUGAAAUAACAACCUCUUUAGUCCUUGGAUUUCUUUGCAAGCGGUGUCUGCAUUUUCUAGCUGGAUACUUCUCCAAAGUACACUGCUGCAUGGCUCUCAGAUUAGUGGUUAUUUAUGACUUAAUCAGACAUGACAUUCACCUAACAUGAUGUGGGUUAAGUGCGAGCAGGAUAAAGUAGAAACACAGGCACCUCGAAGGGUUGGGAAUGGGUGAAUGUAGGCUCCAAAAAGGGCAGGAAGAUGAAGUAUUUCUUAAGGUAAAAUAAGUCAAAACCUGAGACAUUUGAAAAUUCAAAACAGGGGCUUCCCCUGUCUCAAACUCCAUUAAGGAGCCUUUAGCACUUACCUUGAACACAGUUUCACAUCUUCUUUUUUAGCGAGCGUUGACUUGUUUUAUGUCAGGUUUCGCAUCAGAUUAACAGUACGAUAAAAACGAGGUCUGUCUAAUAACUCUUUGUAGGCAAUAAAGCACCCUAAGAUGUGCUGAGGGGUGCGGCAGUGUCCCUGCUUCCCAGAAGAUGGGACGUUUGACAACCUUGCGAGUACGAUUCUUUGUAGGGAGUUUUUAUUCUUUCAUGUAUGGCUUAUUAUCGUCAACUACCUUCGUUUGUUGGAAACUGUGAGGUUCUCUCUGUAAGGUUUACAGAAAUCGUUCUGCCUGCUAGAGCGGCAAACCUAUCAGGAUCCUUCUAAGCUAACGCAGUUCUUACUUCAGUGUUAAAGCACCUUCAUUGGUUGAGAAAAGGGAAUCUGGGAAAAGACCAAAGCUCUGCGGUAUCUGCUUUUAUAAAACAAUUCCUACCCAAUACCUGUUUGCAGAUGUCUGAGUUUGCGUAGUCCUGUUAUCCUGACGUCCGGCUUGAUGAUGACUGGGGACAGUCAGGGAAUCCAAUGCCUCACUGUGUACAAAACUUGUAUUUAUAAUUCUCUGAAGCAAAUGCGAUUCUACUGUUUAGUGACAAAUCUGCUCAUGUUUAUUCUGAGUCGGCAUGUGUCAUUAGGAAUCAAAGCUGUCUUUUUAGAAUAGUUGUGCAAAGGCGUAUUCGAGAAAAUUCCUUCUUUCAAUCAAAUGAAGGUGCGCAUCUUACGGGGAAAUAUUGUGUGUUACACUUGAAAUGUACAGAUGUGCCCUGUAUGGCUUCAAAUGAACCCUUCGGUGUCUCCAUUGAGUAUAUUUUGUCUUGACAUCAUUACUAACUGAAUAAGAACUGGAUUAUUUUCAAGAUGACAUUAGUAAAAGUAUUGUUCUAUCAAGCACUUUAACAUACAUAUCACAAACUGACAUGGGUUUUUCAGGUUUUGAAGUACAUUGAAAUACAGCUUUUCAUGCUAUGUCCUUUACAAAUAAAACUGUGAGAAUAAUG